AGUAAUUUAUUUGCUGCUCCUUUCACUCUGUUGAUAUAUUUUAGUGUUUCUGUCUUUACACCUCAUACUUUACCGCGUUCAUGGAGGGCUGAUGCAGAGGAACUUAUGGUUUGGUAGAGGAUCAAGCGCAGAUAUGACAUUAAAGGACGGCAUGACCUCCCUCAUCGACAAGACCAUAAAGCUGAGGAGGGAGGAACAGGCUCGGCAGGUUGUCCUGGCAUGGGCCAUGCUGAAUGUGUCUCUGGCUGGGAUGAUCUAUACUGAGAUGUCUGGAAAUCUUCUUGGCAGAUACUACAACAUAACCUACUGGCCGAUCUGGUAUAUUGAGCUUGCCCUGGCUUCCCUGUUCAGUCUCAGUGCGCUUUUUGACUUCUGGAAGUAUUUCAAGUACACUAUGGCCCCAUCCACGAUCACCGUCAGUCCAGAACAACAUCGACUACUUGGACUCAGGGGUUCAGGGAUUCAAGCCUCUCCACCUCAGAAACAAGAAAAGAAAGAAGCUCCAGUCUCAGUCCAGUCGUCGCCCCUGCAGGGACAGAAUGUAAUCAGUUUUAGCCCUGCGCGAACCUCAAGCACCAGCCCUAAGUUCUCCCCCAGCUGUGUGUCUGGGUUCAGUCCACCUCUGAGCAGCCCUUCUUCAUCAGGAGGACCCUUCUCACCCUCCAUGGCAUUCGGCAAGGUGUUGAACUAUAGUCCAUCUUCAGGCUCUUCUCCGUACCCAAGCAACCUCGGACCAGCAGAGGGCACCAGUCUCCGCGCUCGGUACCGCACAUCCCCGUCAGUCUUUAAUUCGCCCGGAGGCAAGGAGGACUGCAUCGAUGACCUGAAGACUUUGGAGAAGUUUUUACAUUCGGAGGAGGAAAAAAGCCACCGCAGUCAAUUGGGGAGUCCAGAGUCAACAUCUCCAAGACACAGUCCAUCGUUCUGGAACUACAGUCGUUCGGUGGGAGAUUACGCACAAAGCCUGAGGAAGUUUCAGUAUCAGCCGGCCUGCCGUUCACAGGCACCGUCUGCCCAUAAAGACGACACGGAGCUGGGCUCUAAACAAGCCGCUGAAGAGGUCUGGGCAAGAAUCACGAUGAGUCGUGUGGUGACAGAUAGUAUUGACAGCUGGACUGCUAAACUGAGAAAUUGGAUAAAUGACACCAUUCUAGUUAAUCUGGUCAGAGAGAUGGACUCGGUCAACAGUCAGCUCAGGAGGAUGGGUUGCCCUGAGCUCCAGAUCGGAGAGGCCAGUAUCAGCAGUCUCAAACAAGCUGCUGUGGUCAAAGCUUCUGCAAUCCCCACCCUCAAUGCUAUCGUACAGUAUCUGGACGUCUCACCAAACCAGGAGUAUCUCGUGGAGAGAAUCAAGGAACUAGCCCACAGCGGCUGCAUGAGCUCUUUCCGCUGGAAUGGAGGAGGAGAUCUGAAAAACCGGAAAUGGGACACAGACCUUCCGACAGAUUCUGCUAUCCUGAUGCAUGUGCUGUGUACGUACCUGGACUCACGGCUUCCUCCACAUCCUAAGUAUCCCGACGGAAAAACCUUUACCUCCCAGCAUUUUAUACAGACGCCUGAUAAACCAGACGUGUCCAAUGAGAACCUGUUUUGCAUUCAUCAAAGUAGCACAAACCCUCCUCAUUAUCAGCUCGUCUACCAGGGCCACAUCUACAGCUUGCCUAAGAAGAGCUGGGAUGAAAGAUGA
This is a messenger RNA of Sinocyclocheilus rhinocerous, 1687 nucleotides long. Its product is annotated as transmembrane protein 209-like. NCBI's taxonomy places the organism in Eukaryota, Metazoa, Chordata, Actinopteri, Cypriniformes, Cyprinidae. The transcript has 14 exons. Gene Ontology annotation, cellular component: membrane. The coding region runs from base 92 to 1687 and encodes 531 amino acids. The record is from RefSeq and is a predicted model, not a curated record.